Molecule: messenger RNA, 1806 nt
Organism: Closterium sp. NIES-67
Lineage: Eukaryota; Viridiplantae; Streptophyta; Zygnematophyceae; Desmidiales; Closteriaceae
Source: the annotation of a GenBank genome assembly
UAACUCGAAACUCCUCGACCUCCCCCUCUUAUGUAGUGGUAAAGCUGAGCUGAAAGUUCAAACCAGCUCAUUCCAGCACACCCCCAAGCUGGUCUGAGUUGCGAACGCAGUCUAUAACAGGCCUAGCAUUCUCGAGAGCUAGUCAAUUUAUUUCCUAACAGACAUGGCUAUGGAGCACACUUAUUCCGCUACUCCCGCAGAUUGGAAGCGAGGUCGCCUGCUCGGGUCGGGCUCGUUCGGUCGCGUGCACAUCGCAGUCGACAACGCGUCCGGCGAUUUUUUCGCAGUGAAGUCCGCAUCGUCGCAGCCCGCCGAUCGCACGUCACAUGCGUCGCCGGCGUCGCCCCAGCGACAAGAGCGCCUGAGCAACAACAACGGCGCAGUCGAAGCUCUGGAAAACGAAAUCUCUAUCCUUUCCACCCUGGACUGCCCGCAAAUCGUCGGCUUUCGCGGCGCGGAUUGGUCACAGGAAGCCGACGCGAAGGUUCGGAACAUGUACUUAGAGUACGCCGCGGGCGGCUCCGUCGCGGGGCUUCUAAGAUCCUCCUCGGGGCGCUGCCGCGGACUCGACGCGUUGACUCUUAAGAGGUUCACUAAGGACGUCGUUAAGGGGCUCGGCUACCUCCACGAGCGGAGCGUCGUUCACGGAGAUAUUAAGAGCCUUAAUCUCCUCCUCACCAGCGACGGCCACGUCAAAAUCGCCGAUUUCGGCGCCGCCUUCCGCGUCGGCAGCACCGCCGCCACCACCGCCGCCGCCUCCGGGGCGGGGGUCAGCGCGGGCGGAGUCGCGAUUUGGUCCGCGGCCGCCGCCGCCGCCAGUGGCGCAACCCACGGGCUGCGCGGGACAGCUAACUGGAUGGCACCGGAGGUCGGGCGCGGGGAGCAACAGAGCUGCGCCGUCGAUAUCUGGUCUCUGGGAUGCACGGUUCUCGAAAUGGCGACCGGGCGGCCCGCGUGGAGCGACGUGACAGGCGGCAUGUUCUCCGUGCUUUACGCUGUGUCGUGCACCGAGGAGAUGCCGCGGAUUGCGGCGGAGGUUCCGGCGGCGGUGCGCGGGUUUAUUGGGUGCUGCCUGCGGAGAAAUCCCGCGGAGCGCUGGACGGCGGCGGAGCUGCUGGCGCACCCGUUCCUCGCGGAGGUCGCGGAGGGGGAAGAGGGGGAAGCGGAGAAGGCUGCGGAAGAGGGUGCGCGGAAAGCGGCGCUCGUUUGCGCCACUCCCCGCUCCCCGACUUCCCCGUUCGAGUUUGGCCUCGAUUCCGACUCCGAAUGUGAUUCGAUUGCGCAUGUGACAGCAGCGGGCGGAAAGGGCGCUUCGCCUAAGCGAAAGCGCGCCUGCAGCGGCGAGGAAUAUUCCGACGAUGCUGAUGACGUGGCAGUGUGCAAGCGCGCGCGCGACGCAGCGGAGCAGAAGCAGUCGUUUCAGUGGCCCAAGUCCGUUCUGUGCCCCGUUGCUGCUGAUUGGAUCGUCGUCCUCGCGUUGCGACCCGUUGUAGACACCUAGAAACCCUAACUACACUGCUGAGUCACCCCCUCAAAUCGAGUGCGGGAUUCGCGUGACCCCGCUACCUUCAGGGUUUAGAAGACCUUAGGGCGUAAGCCGAUUAGGGUUAGCAUCGCCCCUGCAGCCACUAUCGGAGUGGUUUGUACAGAUUGAAAGUGACAACAGCAGGGGGGGUUUCCCUAGGUUGGGAACCCUUCAUUAGAAUCACUGGCAGCAAGCCCUUACUGGGGUAAUGGCCAGCAUCACCAUUCCAAUUUUGACACUGAUUGACUGUACAGUUGCUAUAUUAAAAGGAGACGAGAUGA